Molecule: messenger RNA, 2359 nt
Organism: Bufo gargarizans (Asiatic toad)
Lineage: Eukaryota; Metazoa; Chordata; Amphibia; Anura; Bufonidae
Product: gastrula zinc finger protein XlCGF17.1-like
Exons: 1
Coding region: 533-1585 (350 amino acids)
Biological process (GO): regulation of transcription by RNA polymerase II
Molecular function (GO): RNA polymerase II cis-regulatory region sequence-specific DNA binding; DNA-binding transcription factor activity, RNA polymerase II-specific
Source: RefSeq, a predicted model, not a curated record
UUCAUGUUCAGAAUGUGGGAAGUGCUUUACAGAGAAAUCAAAUCUUGUUAAACACGAGAGAAUUCACACAGGUGAGAAACCAUAUUCAUGUUCAGAAUGUGGGAGAUGCUUUAAAGAUAAAGCAAGUCUUGUUAUUCAUACGAGAAGUCACAUAGGAGAAAAACCAUAUUCAUUUUCAGAAUGUGGGAACAAAAAAUCACAAACAUCAGACCUUGUUGUCCAUGAGAGAAUCCACAUAGGAGAGAAGCCUUAUUCGUGUUCAGAAUGUGAUAAGUGCUUUACAGGGAAAUCAAAUCUUCUUAGACAUACGAGAUGUCACACAGGAGAAAAAACAUAUUCAUGUUCAGAGUGUGGGAAAUGUUUUGCACAAAAGUCAGAUCUUGUUAAACAUAAGAGAAUUCACACAGGAGAGAAGCCAUAUUCAUGUUCAAAAUGUGGGAAGCGCUUUACAGAGACGUCAAAUCUUCUUAGACAUGAGAGAAGUCACAUAGGAGAAAAACCGUAUUCGUGUUCAGAAAGUGGAAAAUACUUUAUGGAUAAACCAAGUCUUCUUAUUCAUGAGAAAAGUCACACAGGAGAGAAACCACAUUCAUCUACACAAUAUGGGAAAAGUUUUACACAAACAUCAGACCUUGUUGCCCAAGAGAGAAUUCACACAGUAGAGAAGCCAUAUUCGUGUUCAGAAUGUGAUAAGUGUUUUACAGAGAAAUCAAAUCUUCUUAGACAUAAAAAAUGUCACACGGGAGAAAAACCAUAUUCAUGUUCAAUAUGUGGGAAAUGUUUUACGCAGAAAUCACAUCUUGUUAAACAUGACAGAAGUCACACAGGGGAGAAGCCAUAUUCAUGUUCAGAAUGUGGGAAAUGUUUUAAUCAAAAAUCAGAUCUUGUUAAACAUGAGAGAAUUCACACAGGAGAGAAGCCGUAUUCCUGUUCAGAAUGUGGGAAGUGCUUUGCAGAGAAAUCAAAUCUUCAUAGACAUGAGAGAAAUCACACAGGUGAGAAACCAUAUUCAUGUUCAGAAUGUGGGAAAUGCUUUAUAGAUAAACCAAGUCUUGUUAUUCAUGAGAGAAUUCACACAGGAGAGAAGCCAUAUUCAUGUUCAGAAUGUGGAAAGUGCUUUACAGAGAAAUCAAAUCUUCGUAGGCAUGAGAGAAGUCACACAGGAAAAAAACCAUAUUCAUGUUCAGAAUGUGAAAAAUCUUUUACACAGAAAUCUAGUCUUGUUAGUCAUGAGAGAAUUCACACAAUGGAAAUGCCAUACUCUUGUUCAGAAUGUAGGAAGUGCUUUUCAAAUAAAUCUCAUCUUGUUACACACAAGAAACAUCACACAGCAGAGAAAACAUACUCGUGUUCAGAAUGUGGGAAAUGUUUUAAACAAAAAUCAUAUCUUAUUACACAUGAGCGAAAUCAUACAGCUGAGAGGCCAUUUUCAUGUUCAGAAUGUGGCAAAUGUUUUAAACAAAAAUCAAAUCUUGUUACACAUGAGAGAAUUCAUACAGGAGAGAAACCCUAUUCAUGUUCAGAAUGUGGGAAAAGUUUUACAGAUAAGUCAAAUCUGGUUAGACAUGAGAGAAGUCACACAUGAGAGAAGCUAUUUUCGUGCUCAGAAUGUGGGAAAUGUUUUAUAUCUAAAGCAGAACUUAAGGAACAUCAGACAAGUCACACAGGAGAGAAGCAGAUUUGAUGUCACUUCCGUAUGCCUCAAAGCUACUUGAACAACAUGUCCAUUCGAAACUGUCCUCUCACCUUUCCUCCUGCCCCCACCACUCGACUUCCUGCUCCCACCACUCGACUGAGACUGCCGUUACCAAAGUCAUUAAUGACCUACUAACAGCCAAAACCAAAAAACAUUACUCUGUACUCCUUCUCCAUGACCUGUCCUCUGUCUUUGACGCUGUCGACCACGCCCUUCUGUUGAAACUCUCUCAUCUCUUGGCAUCACUGACCUGGCCCUCUCCUGGAUCACAUCAUACCACACAUACUGGACGUUUAGCGUCUCCCACUCUCACACCACCUCCUCGCCUCAUUCCCGCUUUGUUGGUGUCCCGCAUGGCUUUGUCCUAGGACCCCUGCUCUUCUCUAUUUACGCUUUUGGCCUGGGACAUCUCAUAGAGUCCUAUGGCUUUCAGUAUCACUCUUAUGCUGACGACACACAAAUCUACCUCUCUGGUCCAGACAUCACCACCUUAUUAUCCAGAAUCCCAUAAUGUCUAUCUUCUAUAUCAUCCUUCUUCUACUCUCACUUCCUAAAACUUAACACGGAUAAAACAGAAUUCAUUGGAUUCUGCCCUCUCAUUCCAACUGCACAUCCAAGCCCUUUCCACCACCUGCUGCCUCCAACUAAAAAACAUCUCCCGCA